UGGAGGUGGGAGGAGUCUGGCUUGGCUGACGUCAGCGGCUGUGUGGAGGAGUAUAGGCUGUGCUGUCAGCCCAGUGUCAGUCUGAUGAAGAUUGGCAUGCAGCUUGGACUCUAAAGUCAACCACAGGGGAGAAGGCUUACAUGUUACAGGAUGGAUGGCGCUGAUUCACACACUUCUGUCACAGUCUCAUUGUAAAGCUGUCCCAUGAUGAAACAUGUGUCCCCAUCACCUGCAGUGACAAUGAUGGCCACCCAGAGUGUUCCUCCACCAUCAUACCAGGAGAGCCAACAGAUGACGGGCACCACUCCACAGAACAACAAGACGACGCAGGUCCAUAUCCCAGCUGCCUCUGCAGCAGGAAACAGCUCUGUCAGCGUGACCCUUGACACCCAGACCCAGCUCGAGUCUGACAAGAGGGCCGUUUACCGUCAUUUUCAAAGACAUCCAUUAUUCCCCCUGUUGGGGCUUCUCUUUGAGAAGUGCGAGCAGGCUACACAGGGAUCCGAAUGCAUCACCUCAGCCAGCUUUGACGUAGACAUCGAAAACUUUGUCCACCAGCAGGAGCAAGAGCACAAACCUUUUUUCAGUGAAGACCCAGAGCUGGACAAUUUGAUGGUAAAGGCCAUCCAGGUGUUAAGGAUCCACUUGUUGGAGUUGGAGAAGGUCAAUGAACUCUGCAAGGAUUUCUGCAAUCGCUACAUCACUUGCCUCAAAACCAAGAUGCACAGCGACAACCUUCUCCGUAAUGACUUUGGAGGUCCCUAUUCUCCGUCCCACACCAGUCUCAGUUUACAGCAGGAACUAAUUCCGACCUCCUCUCCAUCCAUGACCUCUGUCUCCAGCUCUGCAAACCCUUCAGGGAUUGUGGUGCCAGAGGGUCUGCAGCAGAGCAACAUUGCCAUGACGGCCAUCAAUUCACCAGUGGUGUCAGGUGGGACCCUGUACCAGUCAGUUGCCAUGGUGACAUCACAAGGGCCAGUGUUAACGCAGGCGCUACCGACAGGAACUAUCCAGAUUCAGAACUCACAGGUGAACAUGGAUCUGACAUCCCUGUUGGACAGUGAAGACAAGAAGUCCAAGAACAAAAGGGGGGUGCUGCCCAAACAUGCCACAAAUAUCAUGCGCUCUUGGCUCUUCCAGCAUCUCAUGCAUCCAUACCCAACAGAGGAUGAGAAGAGACAGAUAGCAGCACAAACAAGUCUCACCCUUUUGCAAGUGAACAACUGGUUCAUUAACGCCCGCCGGCGUAUCCUCCAGCCCAUGUUGGAUGCCAGUAACCCAGACCCAGCUCCCAAAGCUAAGAAAAUGAAGUCGCAGCAUCGUCCAACACAACGCUUCUGGCCUGACUCCAUCGUUGCUGGAGUUCUGCAAAGCCACAGAUCCCAAAUGGGAAACAAUUCAGAAAACCCACUCAGCAUGGACAGCCUCCAGUCGCUGUCCUCAGACUCAGCCACUCUGGCCAUACAGCAAGCCAUGCUUGGUGCUGACGACUCCAUGGACGGCACAGAGGAUGAGGAGGAGGAGGAGGAAGAAGAAGAAGAAGAAGAGGAUGGAGUAGAUGAUGAGGAAGAUGAAGAGGAUGGAAGAGAGGAUCAUGACAGGGGAAGGCAACUGUCCAGGGAAAGAGGGAGGAGAGAUCUAAGCUUGGGGCCCACAGAGGAACUGGACUAAGGGCUACAUGAUCUUUGACCUUAGCUGUCAGCUUCACAGCCCAUUCUUGUAGAACGACUCCAAUGUUCUGCAAAUCUUUAGCAUUUAAGGCCAUUCAAGGUCUUCAGAGACUUAUCUGUGGAACCUGUCAGAAACAUUUGUCUUAACCCUCAUGACUGUAGACACAUUUUAGUUAAGUAUGUUGAGUUAAUGCUGUUGGAAUCUUUUUGUGGGUAACAGCACACUUUUGUACUCCAUAGUUCUGUUUUUCAUGACUUGAAUUGCACAGAAACUAAAGAGUUGAUGAGAUUGUUGUCAGAUUUUUUAGACCAUUAUUAGCCUGUUUGAACAUUUGUUGCAUGCUGUCAGGAAAACAAGACAUUUUGAAAUGCUGCACAGGACAAUGACAACAUGUAUUAAAGAUCUGCCAAGCUUUGUACAAGAAGGUGUGCGAAAACAGCUGUUUAAGGGAAUGUAUUACUGUGGCAUCUGAGUUACCAGAUAAAGGGCUGUAGUCUUUUUG
Oryzias latipes (Japanese medaka) is the source of this 2173-nucleotide messenger RNA. The record is from RefSeq and is a predicted model, not a curated record. Lineage: Eukaryota; Metazoa; Chordata; Actinopteri; Beloniformes; Adrianichthyidae.